AUGGCCUCCACAAUGCCACCUGUGCCUGCAAAGGACGAUGUGCACGCUACGUGGAAGUACUUAGAGGCUGGUGUGGAUAAGAUUAUGACCAACCUGCGCGCCGGUGUCGACAUGAAGACAUACAUGGGCCUUUACACCGCCAUUCAUAACUUCUGCACAGCUCAAAAGGCUGUUGCGGGGUCAUCAUUCCACGCCGCUAACAACCGUGGAGGCGCCCAUCUUCUCGGCGAAGAUCUCUACCAGCACCUGAUUGAAUACCUAAAGGCCCAUCUCGCCCAAGUCCAGGAGGCGUCGCGGCAACAUGUCGACGAAGCUCUCCUCCACUUUUACAUCAAGGAGUGGAAUCGGUACACGACGGCGGGGCAGUACAACAACCAUCUCUUCCGCUACCUGAACCGCCAUUGGGUUAAGCGUGAAAUGGACGAGGGCAAGAAGAAUAUCUACGACAUCUACACGCUGCAUCUGGUGCGAUGGAAGGAAGACAUGUUCACAGGGAGCCAGGAAAGCGUCAUGCGCUCAGUCCUCAAGCUGGUGGAGAAGCAGCGCAACGGCGAGACGAUCGAGCAGUCACAGAUAAAGUCGGUCGUCGACUCUUUCGUUUCGCUCGGUCUGGACGAGGCUGACAGCUCCAAAUCUACCCUCGACGUAUAUAAGGAGUUCUUCGAGAAGCCCUUCCUAGAGGCAACCGCACAAUACUACGAUAACGAAUCUAAGCAGUUCUUGGCCGAAAACAGCGUAGUCGAAUACAUGAAGAAGGCCGAGCUUCGUCUGGACGAGGAGAAGGAGCGCGUUCCUCUGUAUCUGCUCAACGAGAUCAUGUCCCCAUUGAUGCGAACAUGCGAACAGUCCCUCAUCACGAACCACUCACAAGCCCUUCGGGAGGAGUUCCAGAUACUACUUGACCACGAUAAGGAGGAGGAUCUUGGUCGUAUGUACAAGUUGCUUGCCCGUAUUCCUGAGGGCCUUGACCCUCUGCGUCUUCGAUUCGAAAACCAUGUCCGCAAGGCUGGCUUGGCUGCCGUAGAUAAAAUUGCUCAAGACGGCGAGAACAUUGAACCCAAGGUGUACGUUGAGGCUCUCCUUGAGGUUCACACCCAGUACCAGGCACUUGUCAACAAGGCCUUCAACGGAGAGUCCGAGUUCGUACGUUCUUUGGACAACGCGUGCCGCGAGUUUGUAAACAGGAACAAGAUCUGCAAGUCGGGCUCCAACAAGUCCCCCGAGCUACUCGCAAAGUACACCGACACGCUGCUGAAGCGUUCCAACGCGAAGAUGAGCGAGGAGGAUGACAUGGAGAAGCUCCUCACACAGAUCAUGACCGUAUUCAAGUACAUCGAAGACAAGGAUGUGUUCCAGAAGUUCUACUCACGUAUGUUGGCCAAGCGUCUCGUCCAGACUACUUCUGCUUCAGAUGAUGCCGAGACGAGUAUGAUCUCGAAGCUCAAGGAAGCCUGUGGAUUUGAAUACACCAACAAGCUUCAACGCAUGUUCCAAGAUAUGCAAAUAUCAAAGGAUCUUAACACAGCAUUCAAGGAGUGGCAGUCUAACAACCUGGACGAGUCGGACCUGAAGACCAACGUUGAUGCGUCGUACCACAUCCUUGGUACCGGUUUCUGGCCGCUUAACCCACCCACUACACCCUUUACGCCCCCACAACUCAUUGUCCAGACCUAUGAUCGUUUCUCACGCUUCUACAACCACAAGCAUCAGGGUCGUAAGCUUACGUGGUUAUGGCAACUGUGCAAGGGUGAAGUCAAAGCCAACUACUGCAAGGUUGCAAACUUGAAGACUUCACCUACCUUCCAGGUGUCCACGUAUCAGAUGGCUAUCAUGUUGCUGUUCAACGAUAGUGACACUGUCACCUAUGAUGAGAUUGCCGAGGCUACCAAGCUCAAUAAGGAGACGCUUGAUCCUAGCCUGGGUGUCUUCAUCAAGGCCAAGGUUUUGCUCCUACAGCCCGAGAACGCCAAGCACGAGUCCGGCACCACCUACAAGCUUAACACUGGUUUCAAGACCAAGAAGGUCAAGAUGAACCUGAACAUUGGUAUCAAGUCUGAGCAAAAGGCCGAGGCGGAAGACACGCACAAGACGAUUGAGGAGGACCGCAAGCUUCUGAUUCAGUCUGCCAUUGUCCGCAUCAUGAAGUCCCGCAAGAAGAUGAAGCACCAACAGCUCGUCUCCGAAACGAUCCAACAGAUCAAGAACCGCUUCAUGCCGCGCGUCCCCGACAUCAAGAAGUGCAUAGAUAUUCUCCUCGAGAAGGAGUACCUGGAGCGUCUAGAGGCUGAUGAACUCGGCUACCUGGCAUAAUCGAACAAAAAGCCAGGCUUAUUCUUCGCCCGCCUGUUUAGAGACGCGGGUGUAGCCACCAGUUCGAGUUAAUGAAAUCAUGGGCU
Pyrenophora tritici-repentis Pt-1C-BFP is the source of this 2396-nucleotide messenger RNA. RefSeq names its product Cullin, a subunit E3 ubiquitin ligase. Gene Ontology annotation, molecular function: protein-macromolecule adaptor activity; ubiquitin protein ligase binding. The record is from RefSeq and is a predicted model, not a curated record. NCBI's taxonomy places the organism in Eukaryota, Fungi, Ascomycota, Dothideomycetes, Pleosporales, Pleosporaceae. Gene Ontology annotation, cellular component: SCF ubiquitin ligase complex. Gene Ontology annotation, biological process: SCF-dependent proteasomal ubiquitin-dependent protein catabolic process; protein ubiquitination.